ACACACACACACGUGAAUAAAAGCCGGAUCUGAAAAACAGAAUAAAUGGAAUUAAAUAAAGCCUCAGACAAGAGCGAUAAAUGGUGCGGGUUUAUCGACUAAUCUCUCUGAUCAACUUUUUUUGCUUUGAGAAAAACAAAAACAAUCUCCAUUGCAUUACACUAAUUACUAAUUAGGUUUGAAAAUAACGAGAAAAAAUGUGUCUAAAUGGUCCCCCACAUAAGUGGGUAGUUGAUAUUUCUCACAACAACAGUCCACCAAACACCCUCCGCCCUUCAUUCACUCUCCCUCAACGAGAAGAGAGAGAGAGUAGAGAGAGAGAGAAGAGAGAGAAGGGUAAAAUAAUAGCUCAAAUUCAUCCCUUGGUUUUGGAUUUGAUUACGUUUCAGAUAGAAAAGAAAACAAAAGGGGUUGGUAGGUGAAAAUUAGAACCGGACAAAAUAGAUCUGUGUUUUUUUUCUUCAUAUAUAUACAUAUAUAUAGAUACAUAUAUAUAUAGAUAUAUAUACACACAGACACGCACCAAGUGGUGAUUGGAAUGGAAAAUGGGAACCAGAGCAGCAUCCCCUGUUCCUUGAUUUUUUGCGAAGGAAAAAUGGCGGAAAUCUCGGCGAAGGCCGUUGUAUUGGAGUGGGUUGUCGGCUCAACGGCCGACAUAAGAGCGAGAAUAUCGCCUGUUGUCGCGCUGAUAAGGGCCAACGUUGUCGUGCCAUGUCUGAGGGUUGCUCUCUACACUUGUCUGGUCCUGUCCUUCCUGUUGUUCCUCGAGUGGGUCCACGUCAUGUUUCUCGCCGCCGUCGCCAAGCUCUUCCGGAAGAAGCCGGCGGAGAGGUACAAGUGGGAGCCCAUGGCAAACGCCGCCGCCGGCGACUUGGAGAACGGCGGUAAUGGCAAAGACUGCUUCCCCAUUGUUCUUGUUCAAAUACCCAUAUUCAACGAAAUAGAGGUUUAUAAGAUGUCAAUUGGAGCAGCUUGUAGGCUGUCUUGGCCUUCUGAUAGGCUAGUGGUUCAAGUAUUAGAUGAUUCCACUGACCUUACUAUCAAGGAUAUGAUUGAGAAAGAAUGUAUGAGAUGGUCAAGUGAAGGGAUUAACAUUAGAUACCAAGUUAGGGAAGGUAGAGUAGGUUACAAAGCUGGAGCUCUUAAAGAAGGACUAAAACGCGAUUACGUAAAAGAAUGCGAGUUCGUCGCUAUUUUCGACGCAGAUUUUCAGCCGGAGCCCGAUUUUCUCAGACGAUCAAUACCCUUUUUUACGUACAACCCGGAAAUCGGGCUUAUACAAGCCCGUUGGAGAUUCGUGAAUGCAAACGAGUGUUUCUUGACGAGAAUGCAAGAAAUGUCGUUGGAUUAUCAGUUUGUGAUUGAGCAAGAAGGGGGGUCAUCCAUUCAUGCAUUCUUCAGCUUUAACGGAAGUGGUGGAAUAUGGAGAAUUGCUGCAAUAGAAGAGGCCGGAGGAUGGAAAGAUCGAACCACCGUAGAAGACAUGGAUCUUGCUGUACGAGCUGGACUCAAAGGCUGGAAGUUUCUUUUCCUAGGCGAUCUCGACGUUAAAAGUGAACUCCCGAGCACUUUCAAAGCGUACCGUUCUCAACAGCACAGGUGGGCUUGCGGUCCAGCCAACCUAUUCAGAAAAAUGGCCACCGAAAUUGCGAAAAACAAGGAAGUUUCGAUCUGGAAAAAGUUAUACAUGAUAUACAACUUCUUCUUUAUCCGAAAACUCGUCGGGACGAUGUUCACAUUCUUCUUUUACUGCGUGGUGCUGCCGUUAGUAAGUUUGAUGCCUGAAGUUGAUGUUACGAAAUGGGGUGCCAUUUUAGCCACCUUCGUAAUCGCCACCAUAAAUACUCUCGUCGCUACUCCAAGGUCUACUCAUCUGGCUGUGCCUUGGGUUCUGUUCGAGAAUAUAAUGUCGUUUCAUCGAACAAAGGGAAUAUUCAUCGGUCUCUUUGAGGCUAAGAGAGCUAACGAAUGGGUCGUCACCGAAAAACGCGGAGAUGCCCUAAAAAACAAACCUAAUGUUGAAUCAUGUGCACCAAAGAAGCCUCCGAGAUUUAAGCUUUUCAGAGACCGAAUACUACUGCAGGAGCUGGGAAUAGCGACGUUUCUUUACGCGUGUGGAUUAUACGGUGUGUUUUACGGAGACGACAAAUAUUACAUAUACCUAUUCCCACAAGCCAUUUUCUUCACAGUUGCUGGAUUUGGGUACUAUGGUACUAUGAUUGCUGCCCCCAUUUCUUAUGUUAGCUAAUCAAGCAUCCUUAAUUAUAGUUAGCUUAUGAAGUAAUUAAGUUAAAGACAUGACUAAUUAAUUAGGAUUUGCUGACACUAAUCCAUAGUUUUAGGAUUUUUGUUUGUCAUAAUACUUAGUCAUAUUUCGCAGGCAAAAAAUUAAGAUAGUACUAAUAUUUUUUGUUGUUUAGAGUGAACACUAAUUAUUGUGGAGCACAUUUGAUUUUGUAACUUGGGCUCCACGGAUUAUUUUUUAAAUAUAAGUUUUGCCCCUUUCAUUUU
Messenger RNA from Erythranthe guttata (spotted monkey flower), 2511 nucleotides. Its product is annotated as putative glucomannan 4-beta-mannosyltransferase 11. NCBI's taxonomy places the organism in Eukaryota, Viridiplantae, Streptophyta, Magnoliopsida, Lamiales, Phrymaceae. Gene Ontology annotation, molecular function: mannan synthase activity. Gene Ontology annotation, cellular component: Golgi apparatus. The record is from RefSeq and is a predicted model, not a curated record.